CUCGGGGAAUCCGAGAAAAAUAACAAAGGAGAAGGGGAAGGAAUCCUUAUUUUCAGGCUUUCCAAAUGACCCAACUGACAAAAUCUGUGAUUCUUCCUUCCUUCUCUCUCUAUCUUUCUGGCUCUGUCUCUGUGUGUGUCUGUGUGUGUGGUGGAUGGAUGAAUGAAUGAAUGAGUAGGAAAAAUGGGGAAAACUGACCGAUUCACCCAACUUGGAAUUGAAUUCUCCUUCUCUCCUUCCUUCUUCUCCCUCCAACCCCAACACCUCUUCUUCUGCAAUCUCUGACCCGAUAGUUUAGUCACAAAAUCUGCAUGUGUUAGCUUAGCUCCUUCCCCCUCCUCUGUUUUUAAUGCCCUUCGGGAGAAAAAAGAGCAUAAAAAAGCGCUCUCUCUCUCGGGUCCUUUUCAAAGCUUUCAGUUACCCCUCUCCCAUCCCAUCUCAUCAGUAUCUUCAAAUCUCUCUCUCCUUCUCUCUCUCCCUGACUCUUUCUCUCUCUAGCUCUCCUCCAUUUUAUAUAAACAAACCGAUCUUCCUCUGUUUCCUUGCUGGGGGUGCGGAAAGGCGGGUUCUUUUGGUGGUGGGUACCUGUUUCUUGAUCUUGGGUUUGGUUGGGUUGAAGCGUGGCGAGGUGAUCUUUGCCUGAUUGGAUUGCGGGGGGGUGUGUAUGGCUAUUCAGGCACAGGCUUAUCAGGACAAUCUCCUCGGGUUUCCUGUCUGUGGGAAUUCCCAGGAUUUCUUCAUGGCGAACGGCGACGGCAGCGGCGUCAAUGGGUGUGGAGGGUCGGAUUUCAAUGCCCAGCAGCUCUUGCGUAAGCAGCUCCAGCAGCAAUUCAUCAUGCAGCAGCAGCAGCAGAGGAAUCACCAGUCUCUCUAUUUGGAUAGCACGAGGGUUAGCGGCGUUGGUGACAAGAGAUUUGCUCCCGUAAUGUAUCAGCCUCAGAGUCAGAGUAUUCCGGCGCUGAUCGAUCAGCAUGAUCGAGAGAUCGAUCAGUAUCUCCGUAUGCAGAACGAGAGGUUGAGGGUGGCGCUGCAAGAGCAGAGGAAGAGGCAGAUGGCUGAGCUCUUGAAGCGGGCCGAGUCGAGGUCCCAAAUGCUGAUAGCCCAGAAGGACCAGGAGAUUGCGCAGGCCUCCCAGAAGGCGGCCGAGCUGCAGGACCUGCUGGUGAAGCUCGAGAUGGAGAGCGAGGCGUGGCGCCGGGUGGCGCAGGAGAAUGAGGCGAUGGUGUCGUCCCUCAACAACACCCUGGAUGAGCUGAGGAGGGACAGGGCGUGCUCGACAUCGGGCCCGUUGGAGUCCUGCUGUGAGGUCGGGAACCGGGGAGCAAUUCGAUCAUCGGAUGACCAAGAAGGAAUUGGGGAGAACAUCGUGCCGGCAGGGGGGGUUGCGAGGACAGGGGAGGCAGCGGCUUUGGCCUCCUGCAGGGGCUGUGGCGCCAGGGCUGCGAACGUGCUGUUUCUGCCGUGCCGGCACCUGAGCGCAUGCGGGACAUGCGCGGCGGUUCUCGACUUCUGUCCCGUAUGUAAUACGGCGAAGAAGGCUUGCAUGGAGGCCUUGAUUUGAUUUAGUAGAGACUGAAUGGGACGGUCCCGAAGGACCUUAGGCCGGGGGAAAGAAAGAAAGAACAUAGCAUCGGGUUUUCCAUUUUUUUGAUUUUCCGUUUUCCGUUGGUAGCUUCGCAGGGAAAAAGGUUUUCCUUUUGUUUUCUCUUUUGGCCUUUUCUGGAAAAAGGGGGACUGGUCUUUAGUUUCACAGAUUUUGAGCCUUCUGUACUUAAACAGUGACCAAAAUCAAUGAACAGAGUUACAGACGACAGUCUGCAGUGCAGAGCACAGCAUUAUCUUUCUC
Messenger RNA from Punica granatum (pomegranate), 1846 nucleotides. NCBI's taxonomy places the organism in Eukaryota, Viridiplantae, Streptophyta, Magnoliopsida, Myrtales, Lythraceae. The record is from RefSeq and is a predicted model, not a curated record.